Molecule: messenger RNA, 2277 nt
Organism: Blumeria graminis f. sp. triticale
Lineage: Eukaryota; Fungi; Ascomycota; Leotiomycetes; Helotiales; Erysiphaceae
Source: the annotation of a GenBank genome assembly
AUGAUGGACCUCACUUCAAUGCUAAAUGGAAAUCCAACGACGGAUGAGAGUUAUAAAGGAACAGAUCGGCAAGAACUAAAUGGCCAAAUACAAUCAAAAAAUAAAACACCUUGGGAUAAUGGUGGAUAUGCGCUACCAAUCAACACAAUUUCAACAUUACCUACUACACCCCAACACACAAGUAAACUUAACGAAACUUAUUUUUCCACGCCAACCUCACCGCCACAAAAUUCAUCAGGCAGUCGAAGUAGUAUUUCUUCCAUCUCGUCAGUAGAUUCGUCAGCUCAUUCACGCUACCCCUCUAUGUCAGUGGUCGAGGCUUGCUCUCAAUCUCCUAGCGGCCAGGUCGAGAAUGUAUAUGAUAGCCCAUCUCCGAAAUCAGCUGCAUCAAGCUCUGAUAAAAAGAUGGGUUGGACUUCGAAUCAGGUGCAAUAUCAAGAUCGAAGUCUCUCACCAUCUAGCUCUACAAUGCCUGAACAGAAUAGUAUGAACAACUUACAGAGGCUACCUGAGCCGUCACGAAUCUCAACGCGACCAUUCAUGAUUCCGAUCAUGGAGAAAGAAGCCUCAUUAACAUCGGACAUACAUGAAAGCAGAAGACCCAUCUCACCUUCAGAUGCAGUACUUAUUAAGCGACCAACUAUCCCGAGUCUUAGACUAGUUACUCGUGACUCAAAAUGGACCUUGACGAAUCCCAAUAUAACAAAUAAAGCCUAUCAGAAUACACCUGAACAAGCACAACUUUAUCCACUUACUCAGAGUAAGAGUCAUAAACGUGCACUUUCAGCACCUAGUUUUAAACAACCAUAUCAUCAGUUGGUUAUGCCAACUCAUCCUUCUACAAUUUCAAGGGAUGAGCCAACCCCUCCAAGCUCUCAUCAUCCAGAUGACUCAUCGCCGACUAUGGUAACAAAUGUCUAUCAGGCUCCGGCAACUCCACCAUCAUUCCCGCUAGACACGGAAGCUCAAUCUGUCAAGUGCAUGUAUAUUCCUCAUUGCGAUACUGGCUCACAGUUACGGAAAGCUAUAUCUCACAUAUUUGGUCGCAAUAAGAUCUGCACACGACAGAUUCCUAGUCAUGUCUGGGUUCACUACUGCCGUAAGCAUUAUCAGAGAUCACGCUACCGAAACCCAAAGGAAUAUGCAAAGCUUCAGUGCGAUUUGGUUCAGCAGCAGAUUCGAAGGGUGCAUGAGUGGAGUCAAAUAAACGAAUCAUUGAAUAAAGCUGGCGUAGUCCGAGACUGGAGUAUGUCGGUACGAAAGCGAGAACAAAAGCGACUCGACGAUCUCCAAAGCGGCAAAAAGCGUAAGAGUAUUCCGUCAGAGGAAGAGGAGGAUGGGGACGAAGAUAGUAAUGUGGCAGGUGGAAAACCCUCUAACUCUGCAAUUCCAGCAACUGCUGUUCCUAAAUGGCUCCUUGAGCACUGUAGAAAAGGUUACAGUACGCAAGAAAUUCUAGGGAUAUUCAACAGGCUCCACCAAGAGAUUUUGGACGACACUAUAUCCACUUUUCCAGACAUUGAGAUCCUACCAAACAUCUCUAUUGACCAUGACGAGCAGUGGUCUCCAAAGACCAGUGUAAAGCGUCUUCAAAACUCUCACCACAAGAGGCCUAAGUCAUUAAGUACCGAUGCGGCCCCUAUUUAUGUGCAUGAAGAUCGCCGGAUAAGUCAUUGCCACUCAUACGUUCUAGACCCUUAUAGUCCCGAUGGCACAAUUCUCAAGCGGCAAUUGACGGGCGUGUCAGACGGCAAUGCCACAGAACCAGCCUUCCAGCAUUCAGCUCGGUCUCGAAUUCCCGAACUAGGUCGACGUGUUUCUGCCUUGGGCUUACAUCCUAGGAUCGAUGAAAAUUCAACAGUCGAGAGUUACUACAACUUUUCUCCAUCCAAGCCAUUAUCAAUCAUGUCUUCAUCACCACGAUGCACAGGUCAGCCACUUAGUACACAGAUAGAUUCAAGUCCUUUGUAUCACACUUCAGCCCAUCGGCCUCUUCACCAACGCUCUCAUUCUGAUAUGAGUGGGGGAUUCCAUCACGGGCAGCAUAUUUUCCACUCCCAAGAUGUGUCAAUGUACCCCCCAAUAUAUAUUGACACAAAGUAUCCAUCUAGAGACCAAAAUUAUGAGCCUAGCCUACUAUCUACGGCUCCAGUGGGAGAAGUUACGAGAGACAACCUUGCGCUUAGAGAUGCGCUAAUGCCACGAUCGGUAUCACUUUAUCCCCACGAUCCAUUUUUACGUCCUCAUAAUUCCACAAGUUUUGCACCGCUUCCUUGA